Molecule: messenger RNA, 1229 nt
Organism: Coffea arabica (coffee)
Lineage: Eukaryota; Viridiplantae; Streptophyta; Magnoliopsida; Gentianales; Rubiaceae
Source: RefSeq, a predicted model, not a curated record
UCCCCAACCCCCUCCCGAUAUUUUCAGAAUCUGAUUGCUUCAGACCCCUGCCCAAACUGCCCGGCAAGAUUACGGGCAGCAUUCUCAGUAACACUGACAUCCAAACACACCCUUACCACUAUGGCACCUUCAUCAUCAUCUCAUUCCUUCUCACAGCUGCUGCUUCUCGAUCAUCUCUUUUUUACCCUUUGAUUUUUUAUAUCUAUAGCUUCACCAAUACAUACGUCCAUCUCUCGCCCUCUGAUUUCUCUCUCUGCUUCAUCCGACGGUCCACAAUGAACGCCGCCUCUCUUCUCUGUUUCCCCUGGCUUUAGCUCUCCAAUCUCUCAGAUCUGCUGCAUCCAACCUCAGAUCUACUCUUCUGGUUUAAUUUUUUGCACUGUAGCGUACGGAAGAAAUGGAAACAUUAGCUAGUAGUUUUGACGAAACGAUGACGUUUAACGUCGUUAAUGGGGGUGUGCUAACGUCCGCCGGGGAAGCAGUGGUUUUAUUAGCUGCAGCUCUUGUCUCGGCUUUGGUCAAAACCUCCCUCGUCGUUCUCACGCAGGAGUACCUCGAUCUGCUAAGAAACAAGCCCAAAAUGAGAGGAGACACUGAAACCUACUACUGCCCAUGCAAGCAACUGGAUGCAGAGGGGGGCGAUGGUGAGGAUGACGACGAUGAUGAUGAGGAUGACGGUGAAGGUGAGGAGGACUUGUCGUCUGAAGAUGGGGAUGAUUUUGGCAGCAACCCCAACAAUAACAAGAGCAAUCCUAAGAAGGGUCCAGGUGCAGGAGGAGGAUCAGGUGGGGCAGAAGAGAAUGGUGAGGAUGAUGAUGAUGAUGACGACGAUGAUGGCGAAGAUGACCAAGAUGAAGACGACGAUGAUGACGACGACGACGACGGUGAUGAAGAAGAAGAUGGUGGUGAAGAAGGUGAAGAGGAAGUUGUCGAGGAAGAGGACGAGGAAGAGGAAGACGAUGAAGAGGAAGAAGCUCUGCAACCCCCAAAGAAGAGAAAGAAGUGAAUCUGAAAGAAAGAAUAAUCCAUUCUCCUUGUAUCCAUAUGUGACUUAUUUGCCAACUCCUCGGCUCAUACUGGGAGGGACCAGGUCUAUCUAGGAUAAAUGUUAUCUUGCAAUUAAAUUUCCAUAGAACGGUUAGAGUACUUUGUAUAACUGCAACUGUGGCAAAUUUGAAGAGAAUGCAUAAAUUUGGCAGUUUAACAGUCGGCCGAUUUAAAAGAAACAA